AUGUCUAACGCAACUGAUGCGUACUGCGUGCCCGGCGCAACCAACUUUAAUAAAGCCUACAGUAGGCUUCACGGUUACAUCGCUCUAGUAAUAUGCAUUAUUGGGUCUGCAACAAACUCAAUAAACAUAACUGUACUCAGUCGCCGGGAAAUGAUAAGCUCUACUAAUUCAAUUUUGACAGGACUCGCUGUCGCAGAUCUUCUUGUUAUGCUGGAAUACAUACCAUAUGCUUUACAUAUGAAUAUUAAAAUCGGACCUCAAGUAAAUAAAAAUACGUAUGCUUGGACCGUCUUCGUAUAUUUUCACUCUAUCUUCAGCCAAAUAUUCCACACAAUCUCUAUCUGGCUAGCAGUUACUCUUGCUGUGUGGCGGUAUGUAGCUAUAGCUUUUCCACAGAAAAACAGGACAUGGUGCAGCAAAAGAAAUACAACUUUGGCAAUAGUGAGUGCAUAUGUUAUGUGUCCAUUUUUAUGUCUGCCAAUAUAUUUCGCUAUGAAUAUAGUGCCAAGUGAAGUUACACCACAUAAUAAUACUGAAUUUGCCGAAGACUUAUUGCUACCACAUAAUAGAACAGUGUACGUUUUAGAAAUGUCAAAAAAUAAAGAAUUAGUUACGGCAAUAAUGUGGAUUUACAGUGUUAUUUUAAAACUAGUACCAAGUAUAGCUUUAUCAGUUCUUAGUACGUGCUUAAUAUCAAAAUUAACGACAACCGAACAAAGAAGGCAGAAACUGCUCAAACGAUCAACGAUUGGGCCUAACGAGCCGGAGAAACAAUGUCUUGCGGACGAAUCGGCAGCUCGUCGGUCGAGUAGAACGGACAGAACAACGCGCAUGUUACUAGCAGUUCUGGGACUGUUUCUAUCUACUGAAGUGCCUCAAGGACUCCUCGGUCUGGCCAGCGCCUUAGCACCUGACUUCUUCAAAAGUUGUUACAGCAUGUUUGGAGACCUCAUGGACGUACUGGCACUGUUCACAUCUUCAGUGAAUUUUGUACUAUACUGCAGCAUGAGCCGGCAGUUUCGCUGCACCUUCUCAAGACUCGCUCGAGGCUUGGUAUACGCUGCCGAGGAACCAGCAAAAUUUGGUACUAAACUUGAACCUACAACGCAGGCUUCAUUUUUCGACAAAUCUAAAACCAGUAAUGCUGGUAUGGCUGCUUGGUGUUUGAACUGGACAGUAGCAACCCCAACUGUAACGGGACACUAG
Messenger RNA from Danaus chrysippus (African queen), 1206 nucleotides. NCBI's taxonomy places the organism in Eukaryota, Metazoa, Arthropoda, Insecta, Lepidoptera, Nymphalidae. The record is from the annotation of a GenBank genome assembly.